Messenger RNA from Ornithodoros turicata, 4676 nucleotides. RefSeq lists its product as uncharacterized. The transcript is spliced from 5 exons. The coding region runs from base 119 to 745 and encodes 208 amino acids. The record is from RefSeq and is a predicted model, not a curated record. NCBI's taxonomy places the organism in Eukaryota, Metazoa, Arthropoda, Arachnida, Ixodida, Argasidae.
AUCCCGCUAUGGGAGCUUCAGGGAGGAGAGCGUGUGCUUCAGCUGUUAUGGGGAGAGUAUCGCUUACAGCAAGUCAAAAGGUGUACGUGGCCAUAGCGAUGGGGUGAGCUUAUGGGACAUGUCCAGCUUACUGUAUGACUCACGGGAAAGUGGGGGCCAUUGUGGGAGCUGCACCCCACCUCCUCGGGUGCCACCUUUUGCUCCACAGCCACUCCUUGGGCCACCGGCCAAUGGGCACACAGCAGUCACUUCGAGCUCCAGUUCAGCAGUCACUUGCAAUGCACAUGAAGUGUGUCAUUACUUUCAACAGGUGCUUUACGUCUCUGCCAUCUUGACAGGGAUCGCUCUGGUCAUAGCAGGUGCCAUUCAGUCAGGAGCAUCCUCCUCUGUUCACCCAGACGAAGCCACCCCUGGCUCUGACCUCCUAGUGUUUGUCUACAUUGGAGCUUUGCUUAUUGGUGUAAAUGUGUCAUUACUGAUGCUGCAGUGCUACAUGCGUAGCAAGGAACUCAAGCGAGCCAGGCGAAACACACAACGAGCACGCCCUGUCCGAUACAACCCACUUGUGGCGCCACCACCUGCGCCCUUCAGACAAGCAUCGCAGGCUGAAGUGAGCUCAUUUCUUCCAUCUGACUCCCGACUGUGGCUGGGCCCAGCACCAUCAGUUCAGAGUGCAGCUACAGCACCUGCUUAUCCAGGGACACAGUGGCCGCUUAUUGCAGGUGCUGGACCCGCAUCACGUUAAGGAGGAUUCUGCGUGCGUCACCAACUUCAGAUGUCAAACUGUGCUGAGCAGAGCAAUUGGUUCAGGCUGUACCUUGGUCGCCUUUCGGGACACAUCUUCUGAAGCAAAGCUGUGCUCAGUGUGUGGUACUCUGUGCUGUGGACAGUAGACCACAAUCUAUCCUGCCAUGUUAUAUUCAUGAUGUGCGUUUUUAUGUAACGUAGAACAUCUGUCAUCUUCAUGCAAUAUUCUCUAAUGAAAGGGGCAAUAAUGUGGGAUGCCAUUUUAUCAGCAUUCUUUUGCUCGGGGUACAAUGUGUCGCAGUCUUUGGCUUGUUGUAACUGAGGGCAUAGCUUAAAUGGCAGAAACACGAGGCAAAAUCUAUCAUUGUCAUGCUUGCUCACUGUCUGUUAAUUUACCAUUUACCAUUGCUACAUCAUCAGUGUUAAGUUUGUCCAUUUUUAUUGUACCUGAGUUCAUUGACUUGUGUCAACUCAUAUUGUAAGAAAGAAGGCCGGCUUUUGUCAUUCUAUGUUGUGUAUCAAGCAGCAGUGAAAUCUCAUUGACCGUUUUUUCAUGUGGACUUGUAAAGCUCCCUGUGCAUGAUAUGUAUAUAAUUUAUUCUCGUAGUAACAUUGCAGGGUGUAAUUCUAUAGUGCAUUUUCAUAUUCAACCCGGGUAACCCUCAGGCUGGGUAAAAUGAUGUAUGAGCCUCGUCUAUGAUGUAACCAGAGAGUAGCUACCCUCAACAGGAAUUUUUGCCCAGUGAGAGUGACUCCUAACCGGUUUUCAACGUGGCCGCUGCAGCGGACGGCCAGUGUUUUGCUAAUAUCGUAAUGCGUAUAAACGCUUGUAUUGUCAGUUUCAGUCUGUGGCAUGAUGUAAUGAUGGUGACAUGAUAUAACAAUGACCUGCGUGACAUACUGCGUCUUAAUGAAUGCAGUGCAGCAGUAUUCACAAACAAUUUGAACUAAUUCGCGCGUGUGUUUCCGAGAAUAUCCGUGAAAUAAACGCAUUCUGGCAUGCAAUGAUUUCACAGAGCACAAGAACGUUUGAGUAAGGUUAGUAUGCAGCAAAAGUGCACUAAAUCAAAAUUUCGGGAUUCUGUUACACGUGGUUUUCAAAUAUUCUCUCACGAUCACAGAAUAGCCACAGACAUCUCCUUUGACUGAAGUAUACGUGCUCUUGCCUACCCACCUGUCGAGCUGGGUCACUGAGAGUACUGUAGUUACUCGCGUAUAAGAUGCACAGUUUUUACCCCCAAACAUCGCGACAUUGAGGGGGUGCGUUCAAUACGCGGGGGAAAAUUGCAACCCAACACCUAAGGUACACUUACCUCCCAUUCUAUUCCGAGAUAUCCACAAUGACCUCCCCAGAAUCGAACUUCGUGAUUCUCCCACAUCGAAUGGUCUUUAGAGCCUGAAGUUUUAUGGUUUAACCCGAUUUUCUCCCGAAUUUGCACCCAGAAUUGAAGGUUGCCUCUUUAGGGCGAAACCCGAUUUUUACCCGGCAAAUUGCCCUCACUGAGACUGAGGUGUAGGAAUGUACACUAACUUGUUUGGCAGCAAAUGCAGUCACAUCGCCGUUUGUACCAAUCCAGUACAGUUAGUUCGAGUAACUGAGCCCGAUAUCUCCCUGAAUUUAGCAUACUGGCAGUUUUUCACCCGAAUUCGCAUGAAUUUAGAGCACAUGUUUAUUUAACCGAUUUUUAGCCCCCGAAUUUAGAAAAAAAUAUUUCCUAAAAACUUCAGGCUCUAAUGGUCUUCCAUUCUAUCAACCAUGGACGAAAUACUCCUCGAUGUCUGUCGCAUUUGUCGUUGAUCCGCGGGCGCUCUGCCUCAUUGACUGCACAAUACGAGCGACCGCAAUACGAUCCAGCCGUGCUACUAAAGUUUGGGUGCGUUUAAUGUGCGGGGAACAAAAAAGUACCAGCAUUUCAGCACUCAAGUUGGGGUGCAUUCAAUACACGAGUGCAUCCAAUAUGCGAGUAAAUACGAUAGGUGCCGCCACAACCUGUUGGUGACUAGAGCUGAAUUUCGGACAGCGGGUUACGAUGUCGUUUCUGCUAUGUUAGAUUUUUUUACCAGGGUGGUCGCCCUGAGCUACCCUUGUGGAUUAAGAAAAUGCACCCCUCUGUCGUUUUUCUUUCCAGUAUGCCAUGUCCAAAUCUGACCAUAUUUUGCAUAAAGUGGCACUCCACUUGUUUCUCAUUGUCAUGCACAUACUUGGAUUUUUCUUACAUGAAAAGUGCUUGGUAUCAAUAGACGUAAAAAAAAGCUUUUGGGGGAUAUACCCACCAGACGGUUUUUGUAUGGCCUUUACAUUUCGGGUAUUUGCAGUUGUGUGCGUGAACUGCGCAUACAACCAUGCUUUCUGCUAUGCUGUUCAACUGACGUCGCCAGAUUGGCAGAAACGGAAAAUGUGUGGUGUCGCGGUUCAGUCUCAAUUUUUUAAAAAAAUGUAGAAUUUGUCUUUCGCGUCGUUUAUGGUGGCUGUCACUCAAGAAAUUUCAUGUAACCUUUUUUUCCAUUAUGGUUUGGUGUAGGAUUAAAUUGCUUUAAAUAAUUCAUUAUUAACUUAAUUAGUAAAGUAAAGUAAAAAUGGCCAAAGUAAAUUCUGUGCCCAGCACAUCGCAGGACUCUUCCACUGGGAGAGCCCUGUAAAUUUUGUUAUUCCCUAUUCUGCAUAGUAGUACUGCCUUGGUAAAUUCACUAGCCAUUCUAAAAGCAAGUAUCGCAGUAGACAUAAUUUUGGAGAGAACAACUACUGCAGGAAUAGUACCAGCGAAGUCCCACUUUAACUUUGUAAGGUACUGAAACCGUGUCCUACACUAGACAAGAAAUAUCUUCCCAAAAGUAUGGUUAAAAAGUAAGCGAGCUGAUGGCAUAGAUCCACACUGAAAAGACCUGGGCUAGGGAGGACAAGAAAAGUGCACACGAACAAGUUCUCAAGCACAGCUGAGAAGUUCAUUCUAUGGGUGACAUUCUAGCCCACUUGAAUUUUCCAUUCUGAUUAAAUAUGUCAUCUGUAAACUACACUUCUCAGCUGAGUUUCGAAACUUGUGGAUUUUUCUUGUCCCUAGUCUGUAUUUUUCUUUUUUUUUCCCCCGACAGGUAUCAUCUCGAAUGAUACGUCAUUAUUACUUCCUUGCUCAUAUGAUCUUUCUAUAGAAACAUUUUUGCAUGGUAAGGACUGGUAUGUUGACCAUGGAAGUGUGCAUGGGACUUGUGGCUACUAAACAAUGACACUUACAAAAUGAGGAAAUGAUUGUUCAUUGUGACGUAGAUAAUGGACGUGGCCAAGGCUGGCCACGCUUUCACAAAAGGAGGACGAUUCCCAGAGAAUGUCAGUAGGGGUGUAAAAAUUUCCUGGCAUGGAUGAAUCAUUAGGAUUUCGCUGAACUGAGUGCAACAACCUCUCGACUGUUGCCUGUGUGACCAUAUUGCUCAAGCCAAACAUAAAUUUAUACUGUACUUAGAGCAACGAGGACAGGAACAUGCAUGCAAGUAGUAUUCUGAUGAGUGUGCAGCAUAAAUUAUAGUCCUAAUUGGAAAAAUGUGGGAAUGGGAAAUGCACAAGAGCACAUAGUUAGACAAGACUACUUCCAGCAGUAUUGUUAGGUUAGUAUAAAUGAAAUGUCAAACAUGCAUUGUAUUCUUAAAUGAUUUGUUUGCGUGUUAGAGUUAUAUGAUCUUGGUGUAGUCCGACAUCAUUAUUCUGAAAGGACAAUUUAGCCCUUGUACGUAGCAUGCAGUCCAUGCAUGGAGUCACCAAUGAGUUCCCCACAUUUUGUUUUUCACCCCAUUUCCCAGCGUGUAACUUUUUUCCCCUGUCAUUGUCAUUCUUGUUGUGCAUAUGUGUGACCCUGUGAAUGUCAUUAAGGGUUCCUACUGGAGCACACUUGAGCUCAUUUGAACUAUUUAUUCAAUAAAGAUUUUUAUAUUGUGCUCUA